CUCAGAUUUCAGACACUCAUAUCCUAGCAAAAUAGGAAAUCUAGGAAAGGGUAAUUUACAGCAAAAAGUUGCAGAUGAAGAUCACAAGAUUUCAGCCUUACCCAGGGUAGCGUGCAUCUAUACUCGUAGAAACCGCUAUAUAGCAGAUCUGUAGCGGAGGCAGAAGCAAACCACAAAUUAGCAUGUAAAGUUUAUAAUUUAAAGUAUCAGUUUCAGCAAUGGGACUUCCUAGGUUGAUUGCCAAACUUAGCAAUAUGAAGUCGGUCUCAAGCUCAACGUUUGAUGAAGACAAGAACACAAAUUGGCACUCAUAUGACUCAUGGCUAGAAAAGCACCCUUCUGCUUUGGACAAAUUCCAGAAGAUGAUGCAUGGAGCUGAGAGCAAAAAGAUAGUUGUGUUUUUGGAUUACGAUGGAACCCUUUCACCAAUUGUUAAUGACCCUGAUGUUGCCUUUAUGACUGACAAGAUGCGUGCUGUGGUGCAUGAAGUUGGCUGUUGUUUCCCAACUUCAAUAAUCAGUGGAAGGAGCAGAGAAAAGGUAUAUGAAUUUGUCGGAUUGGAUAAUAUAUACUAUGCUGGGAGUCAUGGGAUGGAUAUAAUGGCACCCUUGCAGCCAUUAAGGAUUAGAGAUUGGAAGCAUCAUGCAAAAGCAGUAGACCGAAAGGGAAACAAGCUUGUCAUCUAUCAACCAGCAACCAAGUACUUGCCUGAAAUGAAUCAGAUACAAAAGUCAUUAAAAGAAAAAACUGCAGCAGUUGAAGGCGUGAACAUUGAAGACAACAAGUUCUGCAUGUCUGUCCACUUCAGAAAUGUAUCAGAUCAGGACUUGGGCACAUUAGAAGAGAAAGUUAAGUCUGUACUGGAAGAACAUCCACACUUCCGGCUAACAAGAGGUAAAAAGGUCUUGGAAAUACGCCCACCGAUUGAAUGGGAUAAGGGUCAUGCUCUAGAAUAUUUACUUGAUAGCCUCGGGUUGGCUAGCUCCAACGAUGUUCUCCCAAUAUAUAUUGGUGAUGACACAAGUGAUGAAGAUGCCUUUGAGCUCAUACAUCGGAAAAGACAGGGUUAUUCCAUCAUCGUCACUUCCAUUCCAAGAGAAACAUGGGCAUCCUACUCUUUGUAUGACACAACAGAAGUCAUGCUAUUCUUAGAAUACUUAUCAAAGUGGAAGAGGAUCAGUUCAUCAAGCUAAUAGCAGAUUGUCCAGAAAGGACCAAGUAUGUGAACUGCCAUAAGGCUCAGCCACCAGACGACCAAGUCAGCCUGUUAGCCAAGAGAACUUGCUAUCACCUAUCGACAUACCCUAACAUCGAUAAUUUUACUACUUACAAGGCAAAAAUAGAUUGUGUACAUCAUCCAAUCAGGCAACAAACAAAAACUCCUCGGAAUGAUCUUUCAGCUUAUGAAGUGAAUUCCAUCAUUUCGCUCCAAAUUUUGGCAUCAAAAUUGAACAAGGAAUGAUUCAUAUAAAAAUCACCAGCUUGAUUUUCUUGUGUUAUAUCAACUUGUUCAUAAUAUAUGAUAAAUUUUGUGUAA
Molecule: messenger RNA, 1537 nt
Organism: Beta vulgaris subsp. vulgaris (sugar beet)
Lineage: Eukaryota; Viridiplantae; Streptophyta; Magnoliopsida; Caryophyllales; Amaranthaceae
Product: probable trehalose-phosphate phosphatase 4
Exons: 11
Coding region: 219-1193 (324 amino acids)
Biological process (GO): trehalose biosynthetic process
Molecular function (GO): trehalose-phosphatase activity
Source: RefSeq, a predicted model, not a curated record